AUGGGGUGCAUACGCAGUAAACCAGUUCAUCGUCAGGAUGAAAACGAGGACGGGUACGUCUUCGACGACGUUGAUGAAAUCCAAAGUACUGGAUUCAAGCUGGACAUCGUCGAAGAGAUUAAAUCUUUCGAAAAGAUUGGAAUCGGUGGUGCCGUUGCGGUCUUAGAUUUGGGAGCUGGAGAGACAGAGAGUGAUGCUGAUGACAACAAACAUGAGGAGAAAUCAGUUGAUGAUUAUGCCCUGGCAAAGAGAAUGCAACUUCUUAGGGAUGUUGCAGAACUUCAGAUGACACAGCUCAGACUGGCCCGUGACAGGUUUCACUGGUCCAUCAUCCAAAGGGAUGCCAGGAGAGUGGUUGCAUCACUGAAGAGCCAUCCAUUCUACGAUGAAGAGUCUGAAGACAUCCAGACUAAUGGAGAGGUGUCUUUGACGGGGAAUGACGCUACCGAGCUGAAGGAAGCCGAAUCAAAGGACAAAUCGCCUGCCAAGGAAGCUGCAAUCUGGCUUCUUGACGUCGUUCUCAACAACGUCGAUUAUGACGCUCAGAAGGUCGAGGAGGAUGACGAGCAAGAGGAGGAGCAAGAGCAGGAGGGGGAGGAGAAGUGUGACGACAAAGAUACAGAGGUGCCCGAUUUUGGCUAUUUCCAGGAAGAAGAUGAGGAUACAGAGGAGGGAGAGGACAAGAAGGACGACGGAGAGGAGGAGGAAAGGGAGGAUGAUGGGGAGGAAGACAAGGAGGAGAAAGACGAGGAGAAGAAGGAGGAGGGGGAAGAGGACGAAGGCGAGGAGAAGAGCAAGGAGAAAAAGGAGAACGAGGAGAAGGACGAGGAGGAGAUGAAAGAGGAGGAGGAGAAGGAAGAGGAGGAUGACGAAGAGUUUGAAUGUGACGACAACGAUACACAUCUGCCAGAUUUUGGAUACUUCCAGUUCCAAAGAUUAGACCAAACCUGGAUGACCACCCGAAGACAUAGCAGGUUGCCGCCACCAUCAAGUGUUAAUAUUGACCAACCCAUCGAAAAACAAAGGUUACUUUUGGAUGAUUAUAACAACCUUAACAGUCCGGACCAAGUUCAUUCCCAUGACAUCACAACAGACUUGAAUCAAUCACAACCAAAUGAUGAAGAAAGCAGUAUUGAUGAGGGCAGGGAAAAGAGGAGGGCAUUGGCGCAUCGCCUUGGUCUCGAACCGAGGUCACCGGAAUUCGAGAACACUGCUCUACCGACUGAGCUAUCGCGCCUCCCCUGCAGAACUGCAGACAAACGCACAGCCAAGAGAGAUUGA
Molecule: messenger RNA, 1281 nt
Organism: Strongylocentrotus purpuratus (purple sea urchin)
Lineage: Eukaryota; Metazoa; Echinodermata; Echinoidea; Camarodonta; Strongylocentrotidae
Product: FK506-binding protein 5-like
Exons: 6
Coding region: 1-1281 (426 amino acids)
Source: RefSeq, a predicted model, not a curated record